AGUUUUUUUAUUACUCUUUCCUGCUACAGCCGCGCCGGUUCAACAGCGGUGGAUCUCAAAAACGCGGGCCGUAAACCUCCUGCUGAAGGUGAGUGCGUAGGGGAUGCAUACUGCGAUCUUGGAAGUCCUUCAUCAUUGUCAUCGACGCGGAGUAUCCUUAGCUCAAAACACCAAACAACGAAGCAGUAAGAACGUAUCUGCUAUAGAAGUCAACGACUAGACGGCACACGGUAGAUGGCCCACUCAGUGGAGCACGCAACGUGCGGAGGAUUCGUGUUUCUUGUAUCCACCACCGCGUAGUUCAACACCCAAACUUACGCGCUGCUGCUGCACCACAACGCUGCUUUUCUUCACUUCUCCGUCAUUCACACAUAGAAACUCAGAACAGCUUUUAUUGCUGCACAAAACACACAUAGGUACUUCACCACGUCGAGCAAACCGACGAAGGGGGAAAGAAGAGAAAAAACGUAGAAAGAGAAGCAGCUCAAAUGACGGACGCACUUCCUCUUCUGAAGGCCACACAGGCGAGCUGCAUGUGUCCUGUGUGCCUCGACGUCUUCAAAGAUCCGGUCAGCUUUCACUGUGGCCAUGUGCUGUGCCGCGUGUGUGCGGUGCGCUGCAUCGCCGCACGACCGCGCUGCCCACUGUGCAACGAACCGGUGUCCAACUUACGCCACCUUCUCCCGCUGCCGCAGCUGUCUCUGUUCUGCAUCCUCGCACGCGAGGUGGGGCUGCGUGCGCCACCGCCACCGAACUCUGCCAAAGCAGGUGCGAACAGCGCCAGAGACGCGCCGAAUCGCUUUAUUAGGUGUACAGGAACGUGUCCGCACGUAGAUGGCGAUGCAACUCUACGUCAACAGCAGCGUGUCUGCACGGCGUUGGCAUCGCCUCCCUCUCUACCGCCAGCGGGGCUGCAACGGAGCGCUACUGCCGACUAUCCAGACGCGCUGCUGCGCAGCUCCGCAUGCGAAACCCAACGCAUGGGCAGUGAAUCGCCGGAGGGACCUUCCCCCGCCCCCUCCGUCGACUCACCAGCCAACCUGGACCCUUGCUUCGCAUCUGCUUGGACACACCCUCCACUGAGGGAGGAAAUAGGAAGAGUGGAACAGCGUGAAAAUAAAGGCAAGGCAAAUAUUCCUCAGCUAUCUGCAGCCGCGCCCUUUGCCGUCACGGAGACGACGACGACCUCCCCGCUCAGCCCAACGCUGGCCCUGCUGCAGUCACGCUUCGCUGAAGACGAGCAGCAGCUCGAGUCAACGCCUCGCCUCACCGCUGCCGCCACCAUCGCCAAAGACGCCGAGGAGGGAAAUCAAAAUCGUGCGGAGCCGUGUCGUCCGCAGACGGAAACAGCACGGCAGCCGGCCGGUGCGUCUGCUGGACCGCCAUCACAGUGGCGGCUGUGGAAGCGCGGUCAGGGCGUUGUGCACUGUUCGCUGAUCCCACCCGCCGUGCGCCUGCACAGUGCUGCUCGUGCGCACCAACAACAGAGAAAGGAGGCAAAGACGAAUAGCCGUGAUCACGAGGGAGAUAGCGGCGUGCCAGACAAGGCGCACGUGACACGUCGAAGUUCAACUCAAGGCGAUCGCUUCACUGCUACCGCGACUACGCCUCCAUCGUCAACAACAUCGGCGGAAACAACCGUAGCGGAAUCUUUACAUCCGACUGAGGCAACGCGACUGCAUCGCUCCGGCCGCUGCGUUCUCUGCGGUCUGGACGUGGUGCAGCGCAGCGUUGUGCGCCGUCGCCUGCAUAGCCUCCUGCACUCCCCCUUUGCGCAGUGCGAUCCGGCAGAGUUGGCGGCACAGACCGAAGACGGCGUGUCGCUGCUGCUGGGGCCGCUGUGGGGCGUGCGCUGCGCCGUCGACACGCGGGCAACCCCGUCCGCAUCGGCACCGUCCAGCGCCGCAGUCUACACGUCAACGGAGGGUACGCCGUGGGCAGCAGAGUCGGUGCACAGCGAUGCCGACGCUUCUGAUGUGGGUCCACCACGGCGCCGCGCGACUCCCACGACAUUGCGCGCCGUUGCCCACCACAACUGUCUCGCCUGGGCUGGACUGCUCGACGUCUACACCGACACGGCUCUUGCAGUCGAGGAUGCGGCGGCGGCGGUGCCCACGACGACCACCGUGCUCCAGCUGACGGUGCCGCUGCAGGACCCGUUUGAAUUGUACGCCUCGCACACGUCGGGUCGCGUGGCACGUUGGCAGCUGCUGGCCGCAACACUCUGGCACCGACAUCACCACCCUCCGCCGGCGGACUCAGAGGGCGAGGUAGAAGGGCCGGCGGCAUCGGUGCGCGACGCAGCGGCGCUACCACACUGCGCCUUGUGCGCUGCGACACCGAAGCUGGCGAGGCCGGCGUCAUCGCCGUCGUCGUGGGGCGAGUUGUUUGGCGUUGGCCUGCGGACCUGCGCGGGCACGGCGAGAGGGGAGAGCAGCUGUGGGCUGCAGUUCCACUACCCGUGCGCCCUCAUCGCCGGCGCCGCGGCGUGCAUCGUUUUCGGUCUCGAGGAGGCGGACAACGUAUUGCGCACGGCCGACGGGGCGUGUGUGUGCGACGCGCCGCGCGGGGAGGCCGGGAAAGAGCCGCCGGCGGUGGAGGUGUGGUGUGGGCCGUGUCACGCGCGGCAUGCGUCUCGUAAGCGUGCCCGACCUUGCUGA
Molecule: messenger RNA, 2660 nt
Organism: Leptomonas pyrrhocoris
Lineage: Eukaryota; Euglenozoa; Kinetoplastea; Trypanosomatida; Trypanosomatidae
Exons: 1
Coding region: 489-2660 (723 amino acids)
Source: RefSeq, a predicted model, not a curated record